This is a messenger RNA of Lathyrus oleraceus (garden pea), 890 nucleotides long. Its product is annotated as U11/U12 small nuclear ribonucleoprotein 31 kDa protein. Bases 147 to 890 code for a protein of 247 amino acids. Lineage: Eukaryota; Viridiplantae; Streptophyta; Magnoliopsida; Fabales; Fabaceae. The transcript has a single exon. The record is from RefSeq and is a predicted model, not a curated record. Gene Ontology annotation, biological process: mRNA splicing, via spliceosome. Gene Ontology annotation, molecular function: RNA binding; zinc ion binding. Gene Ontology annotation, cellular component: U12-type spliceosomal complex.
CUUCACUUCUCUAGGGUUUCUCAAACGCAUUAUAGAAUCUCUCCACUCUCAGAUUUCCUCUAUAGAUUAAAGAAGCAUCGGAGAACUAAUUCCGUCGCCGGAAACCGAACGCCGUUGCCGGAAACAAAAAACCUGAACCGAAAAAAAUGUCAAGCAAGAAGAAACACAAACAAAAACACAGCGACAGCGAUGAAGACGACGACGUUUUCUACUACCGCUACUGCGCUUCGUCCUCAACCCCCAACACCACCACCGGCACCACAUCCAGUAAUCAACCCCAAUCAAAACCGAACAACAAAGGAUCAUCAAUAGGAGGAACAGGUGAACCCUUAGCACCAUCAAAAUCGACGCUAUACGUUUCUAAUCUAGAUUACUCCCUAACAAACUCCGAUCUCCAUACGCUCUUCUCUACUUUCGGCCGCAUCGCGCGUGUAACCGUUCUCAAAGACCGUCACACGCGCCUAAGCCGCGGUGUCGCGUUUGUCCAAUUCGUUUCUCGUAAUGACGCCCAACGCGCCGUGGCGGAGAUGAAUAAGAAGAUUCUCAAUGGAAGGACUCUAACUGCUUCUAUUGCUGCUGAUAAUGGACGUGCUCCGGAGUUUAUUCGGAAGCGCGUGUACAAUACUGAGACUGCUUUGUGUUAUGAGUGUGGGGGGCAUGGUCAUUUGUCGUAUGAGUGUCCUAAGAAUCAGUUGGGGCCGAGGCCGCGGCCUCAGCCUAAGAAGCCGCGACGGGGAUUUAGUGGGCUGAGGGAUAGGGAUGGGGAGGAGGAAGGUGAUGAGGAGGAGGAGGAGGGUGGUCAGAUUGCUGCGGAGCAGUUUGACGAUAAUUGGGCUUCUGUUGUGGAUGAUGAAGCGGGUGAAAGGUUGCUGGGGGAGAAACAGAAAUGA